Jaculus jaculus (lesser Egyptian jerboa) is the source of this 18137-nucleotide messenger RNA. It is a transcript of the gene Ahnak, whose product is annotated as AHNAK nucleoprotein. The record is from RefSeq and is a predicted model, not a curated record. The transcript is spliced from 5 exons. Lineage: Eukaryota; Metazoa; Chordata; Mammalia; Rodentia; Dipodidae. Gene Ontology annotation, biological process: regulation of RNA splicing. The coding region runs from base 225 to 17270 and encodes 5681 amino acids. Gene Ontology annotation, cellular component: nucleus; costamere; cytoplasm. Gene Ontology annotation, molecular function: protein binding.
CAGCACUGCCGCGGGGACCGCACUGCCCGCCCUGCCAGACCCGCCCCGGCCGGCCGCCAGCAGCAGCACCCCGAUCUCGGGCCCCGUGCGGGCGAUGGCUGUAUCCUGGGGCUGAGCGCGCAGGUUGUAUGACCGAGAGUCCCGAAGAGAGAGACUAAGGGGAAGAGAAGAAGGAGGGGCGGGCUCCUGGCAAGGCGUUUGUUCCUGAACAGAGUCCUGCAGAGAUGGAGAAGGAGGAGGAGACAACCCGGGAGCUGCUGCUGCCUAACUGGCAGGGCAGUGGCUCCCAUGGGCUGACCAUUGCCCAGAGGGAUGAUGGAGUCUUUGUGCAGGAGGUGAUGCAGAACUCCCCUGCGGCCCGCACUGGAGUGGUCAAGGAGGGGGACCAGAUUGUGGGUGCCACCAUCUACUUUGACAAUCUACAGUCGGGUGAGGUGACCCAGCUCCUGAACACCAUGGGGCAUCACACUGUUGGCCUGAAGCUACAUCGCAAGGGGGAUCGCUCCCCUGAACCUGGCCAGACCUGGAGCCAUGAAGUCUUCAGCUCCCGUAGCUCCGAGGUAGUUCUGAGCGGGGAUGAUGAGGAGUACCAGCGCAUCUACGCCACCAAGAUCAAGCCUCGGCUGAGGUCGGAGGAUGGAGUGGAAGGAGACCUUGGGGAGACCCAGAGCCGCACCAUCACAGUGACCAGAAGGGUCACAGCCUACACUGUGGAUGUGACCAGCCGAGAAGGAGCCAAGGACAUUGACAUCAGCAGCCCUGAGUUCAUGAUCAAGAUUCCAAGACAUGAAGUGACUGAAAUCUCCAACGUUGAUGUGGAGACCCAGCCUGGAAAGACGGUGAUCAGACUGCCCUCUGGAUCAGGGGCAGCCUCUCCAACCCCAGGCCCUGCCAUGGAAAUCCGGGCAGGGGCCAUUUCCACUUCUGGACCAGAGCUUCAGAGUUCCAGCCACUCGAAAUUCCAGGUCAAUGUGCCUGGGAUAAAGGUGGGAAGCCCAAGUGUCAAUGUUAGUGCAAAGGGCUUGGACUUGGGUGGCAAAGGUGGGGUUCAAGUUCCAGUAGUGGAUAUUUCAUCUUCCCUUGGGGAUGGGGCAGCAGAGGUGCAGGGUUCAUCCCUCCAGAGUGGUGAUAACGGGAAAAUUAAAAUUCCUACAAUGAAGAUACCAAAAUUUGGUGUCUCAGCAGGGCCUGAGGGCCAGGUACUGGAGGCAGAGCUGAGUGUUUCCACACCUGAAUUAUCUGUGGGGCACAAGGGCAACCAGCCAGGCUUGACCAUCAGUGGGAACAUCCAGACCCCUCAUUUGGAAGUCAGUGCCCCUUCUGCCAAUAUUGAAGGGCUUGAGGGAAAGCUGAAGGGCCCUCACAUCACUGGGCCAUCACUUGAGGGUGACUUAGGCCUGAAAGGUGCCAAGCCACAGGGGAGCAUAAGAAUGGAUGUCUCUGCUCCCAAAAUUGAGGGAAGCAUCACUAGUCCCAGUGUGGAAGUUCGAGUCCCUGAUAUUGAUGUUCAUGGGUUUGGAGGCAAACUGAAUAUGCCCAAGAUGAAAGUCCCUAAAUUCUCUGCAUCUGGUUCAAAGACAGAGGGAGCUGGCAUUGAUGUGACACAGCCUACAAGUGAAGUGACUCUUCCUGGGGUCUCUAGGGAGGUCAGCCUACCCGAGAUUGCUACUGGUGGGCUAGAAGGGAAGAUGAAGGGUGCUAAAGUCAAGACUCCUGAAAGGAUUAUCCAGAAGCCUAAAAUCUCUAUGCAGGAUGUGGAUCUGAGCCUUGGUGCCUGUAAGCCGAAGGGAGAUAUUAAGGUAUCUGCACCUGAGGUGAAAGGUGAUGUUAAAGGCCCUCAGGUGGCAGGUAAAGGCACCAAAGUGGACAUAGAGACACCAAACCUAGAGGGGGCCUUGACAGGUCCCAAGCUCAGCAGUCCUACUGUGAAAACAGGAACCUGUAGGAUCUCUAUGGCAGAUGUAGACUUACAUGUGGCCGCACCUAAAGGGGGUGUAGAUGUUGUACUCCCCAAAGCAGAAGGGAAAGUCAAAGUCCCUGAAGUUGAUGUUAAAGGCCCCAAAGUGGAUAUCAGUGCCCCAGAUGUGGAAGUUCAUGGCCCAGAGUGGAACCUGAAAAUGCCCAAGAUGAAGAUGCCCAAGUUCAGCACUCCAGGAAUCAAAGGGGAUGGCCCAGAUGUAGAUGUGACUCUAACCAAAGGAGACAUCAGUAUUUCAGGGCCAAAGGUCAAUGUAGAAGGCCCAAAUGUCACCACAGAGGGUAUAAAAGGCCCUGAUAUUAAGAUACCUGAAGUGAGUGUCAAGACUCCAAAGAUCUCCAUGCCUGAUGUAGAUUUGCAUGUUAAAGGUACAAAGGUGAAGGGAGAAUAUGAUGUAACAAUACCAAAACUUGAGGGAGAACUGAAGGGUCCCAAAGUUGAUAUCAGUGCCCCAGAAGUGGAUGCUCGUGGUCCAGACUGGCACCUGAAGAUGCCCAAGAUGAAAAUGCCCAAAUUCCAUGCACCAGGAUUCAAAGCAGAGGGUCCAGAAGUGGAUAUAAAUCUACCCAAAGUAGAGGUAGACAUUUCUGAACCUAAGCUAGAAGCCAGUGCUCCAGAUGUGAGUAUUGAGGAACCAGAAGGGAAAUUGAAGACACCUAAGUUUAAAAUGCCUGAAAUGAAUAUUAAAGCUCCAAAGAUCUCCAUGCCAGAUGUGGAUUUACAUCUGAAAGGCCCUAAUGUAAAGGGAGAGUAUGAUGUCACUGUGCCAAGGGCUGAAGGUGAGAUUAAAGUUCCUGAUGUUGAGCUUAAAAGUGCCAAGUUGGACAUUGAUGUUCCAGAUGUGGAUGUUCAUGGCCCAGAUUGGCACCUGAAGAUGCCCAAGAUGAACAUGCCCAAGUUUGGCAUGCCAGGCUUCAAGGCAGAGAGUUCAGAAGCAGAGAUGAACCUCCCUAAGGCCAACAUUGACAUCUCAGGACCCAAGGUGGAUGUUGAAGUUCCAGAUGUAAAUAUUGAAGGGCCUGAAGGGAAGUUGAAGGGUCCCAAGCUUAAGAUGCCAGAGAUGAACAUCAAGGCCCCAAAGAUCUCCAUGCCUGAUGUGGAUCUGCAUAUGAAAGGCCCCAAGGCAAAGGGAGAAUAUGAUGUGACAGUGCCAAAGCUGGAAGGGGACCUGAAAGGACCCAAAAUCGACGUCAGUGCUCCAGAUGUUGAUGUUCAGGGUCCUGAAUGGAACUUGAAAAUGCCAAAGAUUAAGAUGCCCAAAUUCAGCAUGCCAAGUCUCAAAGGUGAGGGCCCGGAAUUGGAUGUGAACCUGCCCAAGGCUGAUUUGGACAUUUCUGUACCAAAGUUAGACCUUACUGCUCCAGACCUGAACCUUGAAGGACCGGAAGGAAAGUUGAAAGGCCCCAAGUUUAAGAUGCCCGAGAUGCAUUUCAAGGCUCCAAAGGUAUCUUUGCCAGAUGUUGACCUGGAUAUUAAAGGACCAAAAAUGAAAGGAAAUUUAGAUAUCUCUGCACCUGAAAUAGAGGGAGAAAUGAAAGUUCCAGAUGUGGAUAUCAAAGGUCCUAAGGUUGAUAUGAAAGCACCAGAUGUGGAGGCUCAAGGCCCAGACUGGAGCUUGAAAAUGCCCAAGUUGAAAAUGCCCAAGUUCAGUAUGCCUACUCUGAAAGGUGAAAGUCCAGAAGUGGAUGUGAACCUUCCCAAGGCUGCCAUUGAUGUCUCAGGACCUAAAGUUGACAUUGAAGCCCCAGAUGUGAGCCUUGAGGGGCCAGAAGGAAAGCUGAAGGGUCCCAAGUUUAAGAUGCCUGACAUGCAUUUCAAGGCCCCCAAGAUCUCCAUGCCUGAUGUGGACUUGCACUUGAAAGGCCCCAAAGUCAAGGGGGAUAUGGAUGUGACUGUACCCAAGGUAGAAGGUGAAAUCAAAGUGCCAGAUGUGGACAUCAAGGGCCCCAAAGUUGACACCAGUGCUCCAGAUGUGGAUGUCCAGGGCCCAGAUUGGCAUCUAAAGAUGCCCAAGAUGAAAAUGCCCAAGUUCAGCAUGCCUGGCUUCAAAGCAGAGGGCCCAGAAGUAGACGUGAACCUGCCCAAGGCUGACAUUGAUGUCUCAGGACCGAAGGUGGACAUUGACAUCCCAGAUGUGAAUCUUCAAAGUUCAGAUGCAAAACUGAAGGGCCCCAAGUUGAAGAUGCCUGAGAUGAACAUCAAAACCCCCAAGAUUUCCGUGCCUGAUGUGGACUUACACUUGAAAGGCCCCAAAGUCAAGGGGGAUGUGGAUGUGACUGUACCCAAGGUAGAAGGUGAAGUAAAAGUGCCAGAUGUGGACAUCAAGGGCCCCAAAGUUGACAUCAGUGCUCCAGAUGUGGAUGUCCAGGGCUCAGAUUGGCACCUGAAGAUGCCCAAGAUGAAAAUGCCCAAGUUCAGCAUGCCUGGCUUCAAAGCAGAGGGUCCUGAAGUGGAUGUGAGCCUUCCCAAGGCUGACCUUGAUGUCUCAGGACCCAAGGUGGACAUUGAUGUACCUGAUGUGAAUAUUGAAGCUCCAGAUACAAAAAUAAAAGGUCCUAAAUUCAAGAUGCCGGAAAUGAAUGUAAAACCUCAGAAGAUAUCCAUGCCAGAUGUUAGCUUGAAUUUGAAAGGCCCUAAACUGAAAGGAGAGCGUGAUAUCUCAGUUCCAAGAGUGGAAGGAGAGAUAAAAGCUCCUGAAGUUGAUAUCAAAGGCCCCAAAAUGGACAUUAAUGCACCAGAUGUGGAGGUUCAUGGUCCUGAUUGGCACCUGAAGAUGCCCAAGGUGAAAAUGCCCAAGUUCAGCAUGCCUGGCUUCAAAGGAGAGGGUCCUGAAGUGGAUGUGAACCUGCCCAAGGCUGACCUUGAUGUCUCAGGACCCAAGGUGGACCUUGAGGCUCCAGGUGUGAAUAUUGAAGGUCCAGAGGGUAAAGUAAAGAGCCCCAAGUUCAAGCUGCCAACCAUGAACAUACAGACACACAAAAUCUCUAUGCCUGAUGUUGGACUUAAUCUGAAAGCACCUAAACUAAAAAGUGAUGUGGAUGUUUCCCUUCCAAAAGUGGAGGGAGAUCUGAAAGGUCCUGAAAUUGAUAUUAAAGCCCCUAAGAUGGAUGUGGAUGUAGGUGAUAUUGAUAUUGAAUGUCCAGAAGGAAAGCUGAAGGGUCCCAAGUUUAAGAUGCCAGACAUGCAUUUCAAGGCCCCCAAGAUCUCUAUGCCUGAUGUAGACUUGCACUUGAAAGGCCCCAAAGUCAAGGGGGAUAUGGAUGUGACUGUACCCAAGGUAGAAGGUGAAAUCAAAGUGCCAGAUGUGGACAUCAAAGGGCCAAAAGUGGACAUCACUGCCCCAGAUGUGGAUGUUCAUGGUCCAGAUUGGCACCUGAAGAUGCCCAAGAUGAAAAUGCCCAAGUUCAACAUGCCGGGCUUCAAAGCAGAGGGUCCUGAAGUGGAUGUGAAUCUGCCCAAGGCUGAAUUUGAUGUCUCAGGACCCAAGGUGGACAUUGAUGCUCCUGAUUUGGAUAUUGAGGGACCAGAAGGAAAAUUAAAAGGCUCCAGAUUUAAGAUGCCCAAGUUGAAUAUCAAAGCUCCAAAGCUCUCCAUGCCAGAAGUGGACUUGAAUUUGAAGGGACCAAAACUCAAAGGAGAGAUAGAUGCUUCUGUGCCAGAAGUGGAAGCUGACCUCAGAGGCCCACAAGUUGAUAUCAAAGGUCCCAGUGUGGAUGUAGAGGUACCUGAGGUUGAUCUGGAAUGUCCUGAUGCAAAGUUAAAGGGCCCCAAAUUUAAGAUGCCAGACAUGCACUUCAAGGCCCCCAAGAUCUCCAUGCCUGAUGUGGACUUGCACUUGAAAGGCCCCAAAGUCAAGGGGGAUAUGGAUGUGACUGUACCUAAGGUAGAAGGAGAAAUCAAAGUGCCAGAUGUGGACAUCAAAGGGCCAAAAGUGGACAUUGAUGUUCCUGAUGUGGAUGUUCAUGGUCCAGACUGGCACCUGAAGAUGCCCAAGAUGAAAAUGCCCAAGUUCAGCAUGCCUGGCUUCAAAGCAGAGGGCCCAGAAGUGGAUGUGAACCUUCCCAAAGCUGACCUUGAUGUCUCAGGACCCAAGGUGGACAUUGAAGCCCCAGAUGUGAGCCUGGAGGGGCCAGAAGGGAAGCUGAAAGGUUCUAAGUUUAAGAUGCCUGACAUGCACUUCAAGGCCCCCAAGAUCUCCAUGCCUGAUGUGGACUUGCACUUGAAAGGGCCCAAAGUAAAAGGUGAUAUGGAUGUGUCUGUACCAAAAUUGGGAGGUGAUUUGAAAGGUCCUAGCAUAGAUGUAGAGGUGCCUGAUGUUGAUUUGGAAUGUCCUGAUGCAAAAUUGAAAGGUUCCAAGUUUAAGAUGCCAGACAUGCACUUCAAGGCUCCAAAGAUCUCCAUGCCUGAUGCGGACUUACACUUGAAAGGCCCCAAAGUCAAGGGGGAUAUGGAUGUGACUGUGCCAAAAUUGGAGGGAGAAGUAAAAGGUCCCACUGUGGAUGUAGAGAUACCUGAUGUUGAUCUGGAAUGUCCUGAUGCAAAGUUGAAGGGUCCCAAGUUUAAGAUGCCAGACAUGCAUUUCAAGGCCCCCAAGAUCUCCAUGCCUGAUGUGGACUUGCACUUGAAAGGCCCCAAAGUCAAGGGGGAUAUGGAUGUGACUGUACCCAAGGUAGAAGGUGAAAUCAAAGUGCCAGAUGUGGAUAUCAAGGGCCCCAAAGUUGACAUAAGUGCCCCAGAUGUGGAUGUUCAUGGUCCAGACUGGCACCUGAAGAUGCCCAAGAUGAAAAUGCCCAAGUUCAGCAUGCCUGGCUUCAAAGCAGAGGGUCCUGAAGUGGAUGUGAACCUGCCCAAGGCUGACGUUGAAGUCUCAGGACCUAAGGUGGACGUUGAGGUCCCAGAUGUAAGCCUUGAGGGCCCAGAAGGGAAGGUUAAGGGUCCCAAGUUUAAGAUGCCUGACAUGCACUUCAAGGCUCCCAAGAUUUCCAUGCCUGAUGUUGAUUUCAACUUAAGGGGACCUAAAAUCAAGGGUGACAUUGAUGCUUCUGUCCCAAAAGUUGAAGGAGAAUUAAAGGGUCCUGAACUUGAUGUCAAGGGCACCAAAUUGGAUGUUGAUAUGCCAGAAGUUGCUGUGGAAGGCCCAGAAGGCAGAUGGAAAAGUCCUAAGUUCAAGAUGCCAGACAUGCACUUUAAGACUCCCAAAAUCUCCAUGCCAGACAUUGAUCUACACUUAAAGAGUCCCAAGAUAAAGGGAGAGGUGGAUGUAGACAUUCCCAAAGUAGAAGGAGAACUCCAAGGGCCACAGGUGGAUAUGAGUGGGCCUGGCAUUGAUGUUGAAGGACCAGAGGGAAAAUUGAAAGGCCCCAAGUUCAAGAUGCCAGAGAUGAACAUCAAAGCUCCUAAGAUCUCCAUGCCUGACUUUGAUUUGCAUUUUAAGGGUCCAAAAGUGAAGGGUGAUAUGGAUGUUUCCCUUCCCAAGGUGGAAGGUGACCUUAAGGGACCUGAAGUUAACAUCAAAGGCCCCAAAGUGGAUAUUGAUGCCCCAGAUGUGGAUGUUCAUGGUCCAGACUGGCACCUGAAGAUGCCCAAGGUGAAAAUGCCCAAGUUUAGCAUGCCUGGCUUUAAAGCAGAGGGUCCUGAAGUGGAUGUGAACGUGCCCAAGGCUGACCUUAAUGUCUCAGGACCCAAGGUGGACAUUGAUGUACCUGAUGUGAGCCUUGAAGGUCCAGAUGCAAAACUGAAGGGCCCCAAGUUCAAGAUGCCUGAGAUGAACAUCAAAGCCCCCAAGAUCUCCAUGCCUGACAUUGACUUAAACCUGAAAGGGCCCAAAGUGAAGGGUGAUGUGGAUGUUUCUAUGCCCAAGGUGGAAGGUGAGAUUAAAGUUCCUGAAGUUGACAUCAAAGGCCCCAAAGUGGACAUUGAUGUGCCAGAUGUGGAUGUUCAUGGCCCAGACUGGCACCUGAAGAUGCCCAAGAUAAAAAUGCCCAAGUUCAGCAUGCCUGGCUUCAAAGCAGAGGGCCCUGAAGUGGAUGUGAACCUGCCCAAGGCUGACCUUGAUGUCUCAGGACCCAAGGUGGACAUUGAUGUACCUGAUGUGAGCCUUGAAGGUCCAGAUGCAAAACUGAAGGGUCCCAAGUUCAAGAUGCCUGAGAUGAACAUCAAAGCCCCCAAGAUCUCCAUGCCUGACAUUGACUUAAACCUGAAAGGUCCAAAGGUUAAGGGUGAUGUGGAUGUUUCUAUUCCUAAAGUGGAAGGCAACCUAAAGGGUCCUGAAGUUGAUAUCAAAGGCCCCAAAGUGGACAUUGAUGUGCCAGAUGUGGAUGUUCAUGGCCCAGACUGGCACCUGAAGAUGCCCAAGAUGAAAAUGCCCAAGUUCAGCAUGCCUGGCUUUAAAGCAGAGGGUCCUGAGGUGGAUGUGAACCUGCCCAAAGCUGACCUUGAUGUCUCAGGACCCAAGGUGGACAUUGAUGUACCUGAUGUGAGCCUUGAAGGUCCAGAUGCAAAACUGAAGGGUCCCAAGUUCAAGAUGCCUGAGAUGAACAUCAAAGCCCCCAAGAUCUCCAUGCCUGACAUUGACUUAAACUUGAAAGGGCCCAAAGUGAAGGGUGAUGUGGAUGUUUCCCUUCCCAAGGUGGAAGGUGAGAUUAAAGUCCCUGACGUUGACAUCAAAGGCCCCAAAGUGGACAUUGAUGUGCCAGAUGUGGAUGUUCAUGGCCCAGACUGGCACCUGAAAAUGCCCAAGAUAAAAAUGCCCAAGUUCAGCAUGCCUGGCUUCAAAGGAGAAGGCCCUGAAGUGGAUGUGAACCUGCCCAAGGCUGACCUUGAUGUUUCAGUACCUAAGAUGGACAUUGAGGCACCAGAUGUGAGCCUGGAAGGUCCAGAUGCUAAAUUGAAGGGCCCCAAGUUCAAGAUGCCAGAUAUGAACAUCAAGGCCCCUAAAAUCUCAAUGCCAGAUUUGGAUCUUAAUAUUCAAGGCCCCAAAAUGAAAGGAGAGGUUGAUGUUUCGCUUCCAAAUAUAGAGGGUGAUUUGAAAGGCCCUUCUCUUGACAUAAAGGGCCCAAAGUUAGAUGUAGAUGCUGCAGAUAUUAACAUUCAUGGCCCAGAUAAUAAAUUAAAAGGCCCGAAACUAAAGAUGCCUGACAUGCAUGUGAAUAUGCCCAAGAUCUCCAUGCCAGAAAUUGACUUAAAUUUGAAGGGCUCAAAGCUGAAGGGAGAUGUUGAUAUCUCUGGACCCAAAUUAGAAGGUGAUAUUCAACCUCCCAAAGUGGAUGUGAAGGGCCCAGAAGUGGACAUUUCUGGUCCUAAGAUCAAUAUUGAAGGAAAAUCAAAGAAAUCUCGCUUUAAGCUUCCUAAAUUUAAUUUUUCGGGUUCCAAAGUUCAGACACCUGAGGUGGAUGUCAAAGUUAAAAAGCCAGACGUUGAUGUGACAGGUCCAAAAGUUGAUAUUAAUGCUCCUGAAGUUGAAGUCCAAGGAAAGGUGAAAGGAUCCAAGUUUAAAAUGCCUUUUCUGAGUAUUUCUUCUCCCAAAGUUUCUAUGCCCGAUGUGGAGCUAAACUUGAAAGGUCCUAAAGUCAAAGGAGACUUAGAUAUUGCCAGUCCUAAUUUAGAAGGAGAACUUAAAAGUCCCAAAGUGGAUAUUAAAGCACCAGAAGUCCACCUUAAUGCACCAGAUGUGGAUGUUCAUGGUCCAGAAUGGCACCUAAAGAUGCCCAAAAUGAAAAUGCCCAAGUUCAGUGUGCCUGGAGUAAAAGCAGAGGGGCCUGAUGUGGCUGUGGAUUUACCAAAAGGAGACAUCAACAUAGAAGGACCCAGUAUGAAUAUUGAGGGCCCAGAACUCAAUAUGGAAGGUUCAGAAGGAGGCUUAAAAGGUCCGAAAUUAAAGAUGCCUGACUUGAACAUCAAAGCUCCCAAGAUCUCCAUGCCUGAAAUCGACUUAAAUCUGAAAGGACCCAAAGUAAAAGGAGAUCUCGAUGUUUCUCUUCCCAAACUUGAAGGGGAUAUUCAAGGACCAGAGGUUGAUCUUAAAGGUCCUAAAGUGGAUAUCAGUGUUCCAGAUGUGGAUGUUCAUGGCCCAGACUGGCACCUGAAGAUGCCCAAAGUAAAAAUGCCGAAGUUCAGCAUGCCUGGCUUCAAAGCAGAGGGCCCUGAAGUGGAUGUGAACCUGCCCAAGGCUGACCUUGAUGUCUCAGGACCCAAGGUGGACAUUGACAUGCCAGAUGUGACCCUGGAAGGUCCAGAUGCAAAAUUGAAGGGCCCCAAGUUCAAGAUGCCAGAAAUGAACAUCAAAGUCCCCAAGAUCUCCAUGCCUGACAUUGACUUAAACCUGAAAGGGCCCAAAGUGAGGGGUGAUGUGGAUGUUUCUAUGCCCAAGGUGGAAGGUGAGAUUAAAGUUCCUGAAGUUGACAUCAAAGGCUCCAAAGUGGACAUUGAUUUGCCAGAUGUGGAUGUUCAUGGCCCAGACUGGCACCUGAAGAUGCCCAAGGUGAAAAUGCCCAAGUUCAGCAUGCCUGGCUUCAAAGGAGAAGGCCCUGAAGUGGAUGUGAACCUUCCCAAGGCUGACCUUGAUGUCUCAGGACCCAAGGUGGACAUUGAUGUACCUGAUGUGAGCCUUGAAGGUCCAGAUGCAAAACUGAAGGGUCCCAAGUUCAAGAUGCCUGAGAUGAACAUCAAAGCCCCCAAGAUCUCCAUGCCCAACUUUGAUCUGAAUCUAAAAGGUCCUAAAAUGAAGGGUGAUGUGGAUGUUUCACUGCCCCAAGUGGAAGGUGAUUUAAAGGGCCCCAGUUUGGACAUUACAGGCCCUAAAGUGGACAUUGACACUCCUGAUAUUGGCAUUGAGGGCCCAGAGGGUAAAGUAAAGGGGCCCAAAUUCAAAAUGCCAGAGAUGCACCUAAAAACUCCAAAUAUAUCCAUGCCAGACAUUGACUUAAACCUGAAAGGUCCCAAAAUGAAGGGUGAUGUGGAUGUUUCCCUGCCCAAGGUGGAAGGUGAGAUUAAAGUCCCUGAAGUUGACAUCAAAGGCCCCAAAGUGGACAUUGAUGUGCCAGAUGUGGAUGUCCAUGGCCCAGACUGGCACCUGAAAAUGCCUAAGAUAAAAAUGCCCAAGUUCAACAUGCCUGGUUUCAAAGGAGAGGGCCCUGAAGUGGAUGUGAACCUUCCCAAGGCUGACCUUGAUGUCUCAGGACCCAAGGUGGACAUUGUUGUACCUGAUGUGAGCCUUGAAGGUCCAGAUGCAAAACUGAAGGGUCCCAAGUUCAAGAUGCCUGAGAUGAACAUCAAAGCUCCCAAGAUCUCCAUGCCUGACAUUGACUUAAACCUGAAAGGGCCCAAAGUGAAGGGUGAUGUGGAUGUUUCUAUGCCCAAGGUGGAAGGUGAGAUUAAAGUUCCUGAAGUUGACAUCAAAGGCCCCAAAGUGGACAUUGAUGUGCCAGAUGUCGAUGUUCAUGGUCCAGACUGGCACCUGAAGAUGCCCAAGAUAAAAAUGCCCAAGUUCAGCAUGCCUGGCUUCAAAGCAGAGGGCCCUGAAGUGGAUGUGAACCUGCCCAAGGCUGACCUUGAUGUCUCAGGACCCAAGGUGGACAUUGAUGUACCUGAUGUGAGCCUUGAAGGUCCAGAUGCAAAACUGAAGGGUCCCAAGUUCAAGAUGCCUGAGAUGAACAUCAAAGCCCCCAAGAUCUCCAUGCCUGACAUUGACUUGCAUUUGAAAAGUCCUAAGAUGAAAGGAGAUGUGGAUGUUUCUCUGCCUAGGGUAGAAGGUGACCUAAAGGGUCCUGAAGUUGACAUCAAAGGUCCCAAACUGGACAUUGAUGCUCCAGAUGUGGAUGUUCAUGGCCCAGACUGGCACCUGAAGAUGCCCAAGGUGAAAAUGCCCAAAUUCAGCAUGCCUGGCUUCAAAGGAGAGGGCCCUGAAGUGGAUGUUAAUUUGCCCAAAGCAGACCUUGAUGUCUCAGGACCAAAAGUGGACAUAGACCCUCCUGGCAUUGACAUUCAUGGCACAGAAGGGAAACUGAAGGGCCCCAAGUUUAAAAUGCCCGAUCUCCAUCUUAAGGCUCCCAAGAUCUCCAUGCCUGAAGUUGACCUAAAUUUGAAAGGUCCAAAGGUUAAGGGUGAUGUGGAUCUUUCUCUUCCCAAGGUGGAAGGUGACCUCAAGGGUCCUGAAGUUGACAUUAAAGGCCCCAAAGUGGACAUUAAUACUCCAGAUAUGGAUGUUCAUGGCCCAGACUGGCACCUGAAGAUGCCUAAAAUAAAAAUGCCGAAGUUCAGCAUGCCUGGCUUCAAAGCAGAGGGCCCUGAAGUGGAUGUGAACCUACCCAAGGCUGACCUUGAUGUCUCAGGACCCAAGGUGGACAUUGAUGUACCUGAUGUGAGCCUUGAAGGUCCAGAUGCAAAACUGAAGGGCCCCAAGUUCAAGAUGCCUGAGAUGAACAUCAAAGCCCCCAAGAUCUCCAUGCCUGACAUUGACUUAAACCUGAAAGGGCCCAAAAUGAAGGGUGAUGUGGAUGUUUCCCUGCCCAAGGUGGAAGGUGAGAUUAAAGUCCCUGAAGUUGACAUCAAAGGCCCCAAAGUGGACAUUGAUGCUCCAGAUGUGGAUGUUCAUGGCCCAGACUGGCACCUGAAGAUGCCCAAAGUGAAAAUGCCCAAGUUCAGCAUGCCUGGCUUCAAAGGAGAAGGCCCUGAAGUGGAUGUGAACCUUCCCAAGGCUGACCUUGAUGUCUCAGGACCCAAGGUGGACAUUGAUGUACCUGAUGUGAGCCUUGAAGGUCCAGAUGCAAAACUGAAGGGCCCCAAGUUCAAGAUGCCUGAGAUGAACAUCAAAGCCCCCAAGAUCUCCAUGCCUGACUUUGAUUUGCAUGUUAAAGGCCCUAAAAUGAAGGGUGAUGUGGAUCUGUCUGUGCCUAAAAUGGAAGGUGACCUCAAGUGCCCUAGUAUUGAUAUCAAAGGCCCCAGUGUGGAUAUUGACACUCCUGAUGUCAAUAUUGAAGGUCCUGAAGGAAAGAUAAAGGGGCCUAAAUUUAAAAUGCCAGAUAUGCACAUCAAAGCUCCCAAGAUUUCCAUGCCUGAUUUUGACUUAAACCUUAAAGGGCCUAAAGUAAAAGGAGAUGUGGAUCUUUCACUACCUAAAGUGGAAGGUGACCUGAAAGGGCCACAAGUAGACAUUGAGGGUCCUGAAGGGAAACUCAAAGGUCCCAAGUUUAAAAUGCCUGAUGUUCAUUUCAAAACCCCACAAAUCUCAAUGAGUGACAUUGAUUUGAACUUGAAAGGACCUAAGAUAAAGGGAGAUUUGGACAUUUCCAUUCCUAAAACAGAUGUCAAGGGUCCCAAGCUGGACAUAGACACUCCUGACAUUGAUAUUCAUGGCCCAGAAGGGAAACUGAAGGGCCCCAAGUUUAAAAUGCCUGAUCUCCACCUCAAGACACCCAAAAUAUCAAUGCCUGAAGUUGACCUGAAUCUGAAAGGUCCAAAGGUGAAGAGUGACGUGGAUGUUUCCCUGCCCAAAGUGGAAGGUGAUGUCAAGGGUCUUGAAGUUGACAUCAAAGGCCCCAAAGUGGACAUUGAUGCUCCAGAUGUGGAUGUUCAUGGUCCAGACUGGCACCUGAAGAUGCCCAAGGUGAAAAUGCCCAAGUUCAGCAUGCCUGGCUUUAAAGCAGAGGGUCCUGAAGUGGAUGUGAACCUGCCCAAGGCUGACCUUGAUGUCUCAGGACCCAAGGUGGACAUUGACGUGCCAGAUGUGACCCUGGAAGGUCCAGAUGCAAAACUGAAGGGCCCCAAGUUCAAGAUGCCUGAGAUGAACAUCAAAGCCCCCAAGAUCUCCAUGCCUGACAUUGACUUAAACCUGAAAGGGCCCAAAGUAAAGGGUGAUGUGGAUGUUUCCCUGCCCAAGGUGGAAGGUGAGAUCAAAGUCCCUGAAGUUGACAUCAAAGGCCCCAAAGUGGACAUUGAUGCUCCAGAUGUGGAUGUUCAUGGUCCAGACUGGCACCUGAAGAUGCCAAAGGUGAAAAUGCCUAAGUUCAGCAUGCCUGGCUUCAAAGCAGAGGGCCCUGAAGUGGAUGUGAACCUGCCCAAGGCUGACCUUGAUGUCUCAGGACCCAAGGUGGAUAUUGAGGCACCAGAUGUGAGCCUUGAAGGUCCAGAUAUGAAAGUAAAGGGCCCCAAGUUCAAGAUGCCUGAGAUUAAUAUCAAAGCCCCCAAAAUAUCUAUGCCUGAUGUAGAUCUGGAUUUAAAAGGACCUAAAAUAAAAGGAGAUGUUGAUAUUUCUGUCCCUAAGAUUGAGGGUUCUUUCAAAGCACCAGAAGUAGACCUCAAAGGUCCCGGUCUGGAUUUCAAAGGUCCUGAUGCCAAACUCAGUGGCCCUCACUUGAAGAUGCCUUCACUCGAUAUAUCUGCUCCUAAAGUCAAUGUACCUGAUGUUGAUUUGCAUCUCAAGACACCCAAAAUUGGCAUUUCUGGUCCUAAGCUUGAAGGUGGUGAAGUGGACCUUAAGGGCCCCAAAGUGGAUUUAGAAACUCCAAGCAUAGAUGUACAUAUGGAGAGCCCAGAUGUUAACAUUGAGGGACCAGAUGUUAAAUUUCCCAAGUUUAAGAAACCCAAGUUUGGAUUUGGUGCAAAAAGCCCUAAAGCUGACAUCAAGCCACCUUCACUAGAUGUGACUGUUCCUGAAGCAGAGCUGAAUGUUGAGACUCCUGAAAUAAGUGUUGGUGGCAAGGGCAAGAAAAGUAAGUUUAAAAUGCCUAAAAUUCACAUGAGUGGUCCUAAAGUUAAGGCCAAGAAACAGGGAUUUGAUUUAAAUGUUCCUGGAGGUGAGAUUGAUGCUACUCUCAAGGCUCCUGAUGUGGAUGUCAAUGUUGCAGGGCCUGAUGCUGCACUCAAGGUCGACAUGAAAUCUCCCAAAACCAAGAAAACCAUGUUUGGAAAGAUGUACUUUCCAGAUGUAGAAUUUGAUAUUAAGUCACCUAAAUUUAAAGCUGAGGCUCCCCUCCCUAGCCCCAGGAUGGAGGGUGAAAUUCAUGGACCUGACCUGGAUGUUUCCUCACCUGGGAUCAAUGUGGAAGUUCCUGACAUUAAGCUGAAGGCUCCCAAAUUCAAAGUGCCCAGUGUGGAUGUCUCAGGACCCCAAGUAGAGGGCAGUUUGAAAGGACCCAAGAUGGAGGUAAACUUGGGCAAACCUGACAUGAACAUUGAAGGCCCAGAUGCUAAAAUCAAAGCACCAUCUUUUGGCAUUUCUGCCCCUCAGGUCUCCUUACCCGAUGUGAAUGUUAACUUGAAAGGACCAAAGAUUAAGGGUGAUGUCCCCAGUGUGGGCCUGGAAGGACCAGACAUAGAUCUGCAAGGUCCAGAAGCUAAAAUCAAGUUCCCCAAGUUUUCAUUGCCCAAGAUUAGUGUUCCUGGUAUGAAAGUGGAGGGUGGGGGCACUGAGGCCCAUGUCCAGUUGCCCUCUCUCGAAGGAGACUUGAGCAUGCCAGAUGUUAAGCUUGAAGGGUCUGAUGUCUCUCUAAAAGGUCCAGGAGUGGACUUGCCUUCAGUGAACCUCUCUAUGCCCAAAGUCUCUGGACCUGACCUCGACCUGAACUUGAAAGGACCAAGUUUGAAGGCAGAUGUGGAUGCAUCAAUUCCCAGCAUGAAGGUGCAUGCCCCAGGGCUUGACCUCAGAGGUGUUGAUGGAAAGGUACAGAUGGGAGGAGAUGGUGUGAAAGUGUCAGGGAUUGAUGCCACAACGACACUUAAUGUUGGAGCACCAGAUGUGACAUUGAAGGGACCAAGUCUAAAGGGAGAUCUGGCUAUGUCUGGUGACAUCAAGUGCCCUAAAAUAUCUGUGGGUGCUCCUGAUCUCAGCUUAGAGGCAUCAGAAGGUGGUAUUAAACUUCCCAAAAUGAAGCUGCCCCAGUUUGACAUCUCCAGUCCAGGGUCUGACUUGGACAUUAACAUCAAAGGGCCACAAGUUGGUGGAGAACUAAAGGGGCCAGGUAUGGAUGUGAACUUGAAGGGGCCUCAGUUCUCAGCACCAGGCAUGGACUUUAACUUGGAAGGACCAAAAGUAAAGGGGAGCCUUGGGCCUGUCGGUGAGUUGAAAGGCCAUACAGUUGGGGGGAGCCUUCCAGGCAUCAGUGUUCAAGGCCUUGAAGGAAACCUCCAGAUGCCUGGAAUCAAAUCCUCUGGAUGUGAUAUGGAUCUGCCAGGUGUAAAUGUGAAACUCCCUACAGGGCAGAUUUCUGGUCCUGAAAUCAAAGGUGAUCUAAAAGGUUCCGAUAUCAGCAUAAAGGGGCCUUCCUUUAAUAUGGCAUCUCCUGAGUCAGAUUUUGGUGUCAGCUUGAAGGGUCCGAAAAUCAAAGGAGGUGUGGAUGUUUCAGGGGGUAUCAGUGUUCCAGAGGCCAGCCUGGGUGAAGGGCAUAUGAGUGUCAAAGGCUCUGGAGUUGAGUGGAAAGGACCCCAAGUCUCUUCUGCUCUCAACUUGGAUUCGUCCAAGUUGGCUGGGGGCCUUCAUUUCUCAGGACCAAAGGUAGAAGGAAGUGUGAAAGGAGGUCAGAUUGGACUCCAUGGUCCUGGACUGAGUGUGUCUGGGCCUCAAGGUCACUUGGAGAGUGGAUCUGGAAAAGUAACAUUCCCCAAGAUGAAGAUCCCCAAAUUUACUUUUUCUGGCCGUGAGCUGGUCGGCAGAGAAGUGGGAGUGGAUGUCCACUUCCCUAAAGUGGAAGGCUGUGCACAGGCUGGUGCCGGAGAAGGCGAAGGGGAGGAGUCUGAAGUAAAACUGAAAAAAUCCAAAAUCAAAAUGCCCAAGUUCACUUUCUCCAAACCCAAAGGGAAAGGCGGUGUCACUGGCUCUCCAGAAGCAUCCAUCUCUGGGUCCAAAGGUGACUUGAAAAGUUCAAAGGCCAGUCUGGGCUCUCUCGAAGGAGAUGUAGAGGCUGAAGCAUCUUCACCCAAAGGCAGGUUCUCCCUGUUUAAAAGCAAGAAGCCAAGGCACCGCUCCAAUUCUUUCAGCGACGAGAGGGAGUUCUCUGCACCUUCCACCCCAACGGGGACUUUGGAAUUCGAAGGUGGAGAAGUGUCACUCGAAGGUGGAAAAGUUAAAGGCAAACAUGGGAAGCUAAAAUUUGGUACCUUUGGUGGAUUAGGGUCAAAGAGUAAAGGUCAUUACGAGGUGACUGGGAGUGAUGAUGAGGCGAGCAAGCUACAGGGGAGUGGGGUAUCCUUGGCCUCCAAGAAGUCCCGACUGUCCUCUUCUUCCAGCAAUGACAGUGGGACUAAGGUGGGCAUCCAGCUUCCAGAAGUAGAACUGUCGGUUUCCACAAAGAAAGAGUAGUGGGCUUUUGUAUGUGUGUGUGUGUGUGUAUAUAUAUAUAUAUAAAUACAUCAGCCAUGGGUGUGUUUGUAUAUAAACUCCAAAGAGAAACACCCCAGCAGCCUCAGCAAUAAUGCAAAAAUCUUGCCUCUGUCAGUGGCAAGUGCUGAAAAAAAAAAAAAAAAUCAACUGCCUCUAGGCUUCUGGAGCUGUGCAGAUAGGUAGAGUUCCAAGUUCAUCCAGCCCAUGUGCAAAGUCAGCGGUGUCUGUCUUAAGAUUUCAGGUGGUUUUUUUUUUUUUCUUUUGCAUUGAAUGCUGAGAUCUCUUGUUUACUAAGCAAGCUUUUGUGUUUAUUAUCUUCAUUUUUACAUUGUUAGUAUUGGGGUAAUGGAAACCCACUUUUUCAUUGCAAUGACUUUUGGGGCUUUUGUUAGGAAGGGAGGGUGGGAUAAAAGGCAACGGAGUGGGCCAGGUCUUCAUUGUUCCUAAGAUUGGACCUAGUCAAACAGCAACACCCAGGCAUGGCCCAGAGGAGGUGGCAGCCAAGGUGUACCCGGGUGUUUUUCAAGCUUUGUAGUAUAGCUUUGUUCCCCAGGGGUGUUAGUCCCAGCCUGUUUGGUGCUCAAGGUGAGAGGGAAUUAGGAUGUUUGCAAAUUGCCCAACCCACCAGGUCAACAUGAGGGGCUUCCAUUCUGUGUUUUGUAAGAAAACUGUUUUGUAAGAAAAUUGCUAUUCAUGAGUGCCAUGUUCCUGGAAAAAAAAGUUCUGAUUUCUUUUAACAAGUGUUAUUGUGAUUGAGAAAAGUUCUGGCACUUUAAUGGCAAAUUAAUUGAGAAUGUAAGAAAAUUUAUGCUGUACAAGACAAAUAAAGCUGUUGAUUAACCCUGA